Zophobas morio is the source of this 717-nucleotide messenger RNA. RefSeq lists its product as uncharacterized. Lineage: Eukaryota; Metazoa; Arthropoda; Insecta; Coleoptera; Tenebrionidae. The record is from RefSeq and is a predicted model, not a curated record. Gene Ontology annotation, molecular function: chitin binding. The transcript has 2 exons. Bases 71 to 541 code for a protein of 156 amino acids. Gene Ontology annotation, cellular component: extracellular region.
UAAAGCAAUCGUUGCUAAUUCUUAUCAAUUCUCACGCUAUCACCACUUCCCAGCCAUUGUUCGACUCACGAUGUUCUCCAAAUCGUGUCUUGUGUUAACUUUGCUCGUCCUUUUUGAGGCCUCGACAUGCUACCAAAUCACCUCGGACACCCGCCUCGACGAGUUCCCGCUCCAAGUGCGCAAUUUUAAAAACCCCGACACCUUCUUCCGCUUCGACUUCUUCCAUCACGUAACAAUCGAGGAAAUCGCGUGUCCGGAGCAGUACACCUUCGACCCCACCGUCAACCACUGCGUCACCAGCUCCAAGAACCACGGGCUAGUCCCGGUGGAGACCUGCACCGUGAAACCGUGGUCCACGGGCCUGCACUCCAACCCCGACAGCUGCUUCAGCUACUACAACUGCAACGAGCAGCAGUGCUGCUACUUGAUGUCGUGCCCCAACUACCUCGUCUACAAUUCGACUAGUGGACAGUGCGACUACCCCAGACAGGCACAAUGCUGCGAGUACGUCGAGAAAAACCCAGAUAGACUAGUUCAGUGAUUUAUUUAGCGGUGUAAUACAGGUUUUAAUAAAUGAUUCAGUGGUAGCUGGGCAGAUGGCGCGCUGCGUUGUUUCUUGUGCUGACAUCUGGUGACGAAACGCGCAGUCUUAAGCUAAAAUGGUGUGUAAAUUAGUACGAAAUAAAGGUUCAGUUGAGGAAGAUGCUUCCUUCGUAA